AUGCUGUGUCCGCGCCUUCCAUGCCUCCAACAGGUGGUAGAGGCCGCCGUGAAGAUUGACGGGUGGAACAGGCGCGCCAAGGGAAUCCCACAAUACAUCGGACGCCUCAUCCACGCCGUCGACUACCUCAGGUGGAGCGAGAAUGAGGGAGCAAAGUAUUACGCCUCAACGCAGAUCACGCGGCAGCACAGCAAGGAGAGCAGAAGAGAAGGCAAUGAGAAUGAGGAGCAGACAAACGAGAGUGAAGAUGACGACGAAAAAAGUGACUGCGAGGAAAAACUGACAAAGGAGAAGAAAGAGGUGAUGAAGAAAGAUGUCCUGCGUCUUCUCCUGCUUGGGGCUGACCUGAAGCACGUGCUGUGCACCCUGCACUCCACUCCUGACCUCUGUCCCCAGGUCCUGGAGUUCACGUUGGUGGAGGCCAGCCCUCACAUCCUGGCGAGGGACCUGCUGCUGCUGUACCUGCUUCUGCCUGCUGAGGCCCCAGAGCAACCCACGCAGCUGCACGCCCACGCUGAGAAGGUGGUGCUGGUGAUGUACUCCCUGGCGCUGGACAUGGAGGCCCACGCUCUGCUCUGCAACACGCUGCACAACCUCCUCAACAUGACUCACGCGGCCUUCAUGCACGAGACGCGAGGGCAGGUUCGGGUGGAGGCGGGCAGCUUUCCCCUGGUGCAGGCGGUGUGGCAGGGCUGGAUGAGUCUGGCCAAUGACCCCGCGGCCAUGCAUAAACUGGAGAAGAGCCGCGCCCACAAGAUAUCCUCGGCGGGCGUACGUGAAGUCCUGGCCCGUUACGUGCGCUCAUGCCCGCGGGAGCACCAGCGGUCCCUCUCAGACUGGCUGAAGCGAGGCUCCCUGCGGCGGGGACGUGGCAGCAGAGGUGGCGACUUCCCCAAUGUGACACUCACGUGCUUCAGCCCGCGGCGUCGUGACCCGCGCCACCCGCCGCUGGACGUAGCACCCCGUGGCUCCGAGGAGGCUGAGUGGGCCAGCACGGCGGGCCCGGAUGACCACAUGGUGUAUGCCCCGCACGGCAUUGACAUGGUUUUUCAAGACUGGGAUUUCUCGGCGGUUGCUGCUGGUGGGGGCGGUAGCGGGAGCUUACUGGACAUGUACCGGGCUUACCUCACGCGAGUGUUGGUAGCUGCCGCCCGCAGCCUGAAACAACCUGGCCGCGUGCAGCUCACUUUUUUGCGGGUGGAGGUGCGCGCCCUGGCCGCCGACCCCCGGGUGCUGCGUGGCGGUUUUGACAGGAUAGCCACGGGCGUGCACGCAGAUCUUCUGGGCACGCCCUUUGUGCUGCAGCACUUCGGCGGCCUGCUGCGUUCAGACAACCCAUACGCCCGGCUGCUCACACACCACCGCGUGUGGUCGCUCUGUUUAGACUGGCACAGCGAUCAGCAGGCCCGGGAAGCGUGUUCCAGGAGCCUGCGGAGUGGUCGCCCCCCAGACCCGCUGCUGUUGCUGGCGGGCCGCUGGGCCACAUUUCGCCACUUCCUGCAGGCGGAACUGCUGCAUCACUUACACCUUCUGGAAGGCCGUCCUAUGACUCCCGAAAGUGUGCCGCUGUUCGGCGCCGUGAGCCGCGCCUACGGUCUACAGCUGAGUGAUUACAGCCGCCUUCUGAACCACGUGGUGCCAUUCAGGUUCACGGCAGAUCGGCGAGCCGUCAGCAUGGUGGACUCUCGCCUCCACACCCUGGAGUGGCACCGCGCCUCCCGUGCUACUCGCUCCCCACUGCCCACAAAGGCCGCAGCUCCACAGAAGCAAACAGCGGCGCAAAAGCACGUCGCGCUCAAAAAGCAAGCCCAAAGAGAUGCCACACCCAAGAAGACAUCACUGUCCCAAAAGGACGCCACGUCUCGAAAGAUAUCCGGGUCUCAAAAGACUGCUGUGCCCCUAAAGCUCCCACCACCACCCUCAGCCAGCCCGCCUCGCGGCAAUGACUCAUCGGCACACAACCUCCACACCCUCACCACCGUGACCCAGAGUGCUCCCGGGCCCGUCUUGCGGAACAGAAGUGUAUCCCCGGAGUCACGGACGUCCUCCACCUCGCCCCGCCUUGCCCAGGACGGAUCCGCUGGGCCCCGCACCAAUGGGCGACCUCGACCACGAAGCAUGGACGAAUCUCCCUUCAGCAGUUCACCGCCAAGCCCUGAAUUAGACCAAACUCUUAUCCGUCCUCGGCCCGCAUUCUCGUCCAUCCGUCCCUACAGCGAGAUCCCGGAGGGCAUCAGCCGCCGCGUGCGGCAAGCAUUGCUGGGUCACGCCGGCAAGGGGGACCGACCACCGGCUAAGAGUGCCCCAGCCUCGCCCCAGCUUGCCCGCCGUCUGCGGCCUGUAAGGGAGAGAGCAAGCAUCUUUGAACGAGGAGUCGCUACCCGCGCCACCUACCCCGAGGCGCGCCGCACGGUCAUCCCGAUGGCGGCCAGCACGCCCGUUAGAAAGCUCGUCUCUAUGUUUUCUCGUGCCUUCGUCAAGGAUCGUGACAAGGAGCGGGAUGGAACUUUGGGAUCACAGAGCCGCGCUCCGCGGAGCCACAGCCUCCACGAAGGCCGCACCGAGGCGCUUACCAAAAGCUUCACUAACUCUCUUAGGUUUCCCCGCAAGGAGGCCUCGGGGAGUGCUGGAGACACCAGCACCUUCCCACGACGAGCGCGGCCCCACUCAGUGGCCGUCAGUAAGUUCUCGUACCUAGAGAGCGAAGCCAAAGACAAGUCCCUGGGCAGCCAGUACUUCCGGCAGGAGGCAACAGCCUCGCCCAUCAGAAGUCUGGUUUCUGGCUUGAACACCAUAGGAGUGAGUCCUGCUGCCCCUGCGGCCGCCGCCGCAGCAACCACCCCAACAUUGCCACUGCGCGAGACCAUCACGGUGCGCCGCGAGGACCUGCGACUUGUAAACCUGCGGCCAGGAAGCCCUUCGCCACCCUCCCCUGUGGUGCCCUGCCUGCACUCCACCGACUGGCCCCCGACCACCCUCGCACCGGCGUGUUCCUCCCCCCGUCUUCAAUGGCAGCAGGGAAGCAAGGGAGCCAAGGAUAUCCCAAGCGAGCCCAAGUACGAGGCUCCUCCCCUUCACGGCUCUCGCUCGCCUCGUAGUCCCCGCUCACCGCGCCUUGCUGUGUGGCCUCCUCCUAACAAACCCACCACCUCUGACCACUCAGGCACCCUGCCCCACUCCCGUUCUCGCUCCCACUCCCCAGCCUCGCCUCACAUCCCAAUCGCGCGCUACACACCAACUCCUCCGAAAAAUCCGGUCCCUCCAAACACACCCGACAUCCCUCGCAUCCCGGCCUCUCACCGCCCCUCACAGCUGCCCCUCAUCCCGACCUUCACGCCUCCUAACCCUCCGCCGCAAGACACACUCCACGCAAACUCAGCUGCAACUCCGGGCACUUCCCUCUUCCCUGUUGAUGACGGUGCCUCGUCUGGAAAGGGGAGGGACGACGACAAGUACCGGUUGGAAAGUAUAUUCUCGCCUCGAAGUUCCCCCAGGAGAGAGUGGAGUGGAGCGGAGAGGGAGAUGGCAGCCACUAGCGCCCUGUGUACUGUGGAAGUCCAUCAGCCACAAGAGGGCGGAGAAGCGAUGGAGGAGCAGGAGAACAAUAGGAGAGAGAAUGAUGAGGAUCAGGAGAAGGAAACGGAAAAGGAGGAUGAGCUGGUGUUGGAGGAGGAAGAAAAGGAUGAGGAGAAAAAAGAACAAGAUAAAAUAGAAAAGGGAGAUUCUGGGGAGGAAGACGUAGCAAAAAGAGAACCCCAAACAAAUGAAUACAACGGAGAGAAUGAAGAGAUGGAAAUUGGAGAAGAUAUUGUGCCUGAUGAUGAUGAUGAUGAUGAUGAUGAUGAUGAUGAUGAUGAUGAUGAUGAUGAUGAUGAUGAUAGUAAACGCAAGUGUGAGUCACUCGGGGAGGAGGAGGAGAAGGAAGAGGAGACACAAAACACAGAAAUGAUAAUUGAAGAACAGGAGGAUAAGGAAAGAGAAAGUGAUCAUGAGGAGACGAAAGGGGAAGAGGAGGAGACAAUAAGGAACACAGGAAUGACAGAUGAAGAACAGGAGACUAACGAUCAAGAGAGAAGCGAAAAGAGGGACGAGGAUGAAGAUGAGGACCAGGAGAAUGAGGACGAGGAUGAAGACGAGGAACAAAAGAAAGAGGAAGAGACGAACAGUGAUCAAGACAAAAUAGAUAUACGAGAGGAGGAAAAAGAGGAGGAGAAGGAGAAUGAGGAGGAGAUGGAGCAUAAGGAAGAGGAGAAUGAAGAGGAGGAAGAGGAGCAGAAUGAAGAGGAAGAUGUAAUGAUAUUGAGGGAAAAGGAAGAAAAAAUAAUACAAGAAAAGGGAGAAAUGGAAGAAAGAAAAGAGAAAAAGAAAAUCACAUUUGAAAAUAUUGAUAUACCAGAGUGGGAACAGAUGGAAAAGGAGGAAGGAGAAGGUACAGAUGAGGAAGAGGUGAACGAAGAAAAUAAGGAGGAUGAGGAGGAAAAGGGGGAGGAAGGUGACGCAUCCAUGUCUGUGUCCCUGACAGAGGCGGACAUGGAGGUGUUGGAGCUGCUGGCUAAACCUGAGCGUCGAGGCUUCUGUCCGAUACGGGAGGAGAGUGUGGCGCCAAGCGGCAAGGUGUGGCCGCGUGCAGGCGGUAGUCAGCCCGAGCCUCAGCCUGAAGCAGCGGUCCCCGAGGCUGAAGCACGCACCACCUCCGUCUGUGAGAUGGUGGAGCACUUUUCUCAGCGCAUCCAGGAGCAGCAGACCAGCACCCGGAGCCAUGCCAGGCCCGCCUCCUGGCAUGUUGACUUCACCCAGGCAUCCUUCAGGGCAGGUUUGCUUGGGGCUGCCUCACAGGGAGGCACUAACGGCGUCACGGGGAAAGGAAAUAACACCAGUUCGUCAUCUCCGCCUUCCAGCCGGGAUGAGAGCACGAGGAAGCCCAAUCUGGAUGAAUGUAAUCCACCGCGGCUUCUUGGUGGGGAGAAGGGACAGCGCAGCCGCAGUGUUUCACUAACUCCUCCACCUGUACCACCACGACCUCCUCGACCUGCGCGCCCCAUGUCUAUCGGCUCCUGGAUACAGCAAGAUUAUGAGCGGGUGUCACCAUUCCAGGAUGUCAACCAAUCCAGCAGCCCAGCCCCGCUCCACGCUGACAGACCUUGCAUGAAGGACGCUAUCUUCGAUCUUUCCGACGACGAGGAGCCAGUGUACGCUCUGGACCAAGGGAGGAAAGACCUGGGGCAAGAUGGACCUAGGCAAGAGUUUAUUGAAAAACUGGAGCGACUUGAGAGUAGCCGCGUCGUGGAGGACACCGGCGACACCGAGAGGUUCUUUACCGGGGAACUGGAAGGUGUGGUGUCUUACUCGGUGCACGUUGACACUCUGCCGCUGUCCACGCAGGAGGCAGCAACACAAAUACGAGCUUCAGACCGGGAGCGAGGCACCACGAGGGACAGGCCUCCCAGCCCUAUCCCAACAUUAGGAGUCGCGGGUCUGAGGCCCAGCAGGAUGGGCGGUCUGGACAAGAUGUCCUUCAGGGAACUAGUAAAGACGAGCCUCGCCGAAGAGGACGCCCGCCGCCCAUUGUCUCCAGGGAUCGUGGUGGAACACAGCCAGUCCGUGGGAGCGGCGCUCCAAGCCAACCUAUCAGACCAAGGCUCAAUUGAGGAGGCACUCGAUGCCUUGUCUUUCUUGGCUGACCAGCCCGACGAGGAAAUCGAUAACCAAACCAGAACGUCUUUCACUAGGCGAUGGCGGCUGCCCAGCCUUCACUCCUCUUCGGACCUAGAAGACGAACAAGAACCCGAACCUCACCUCUGGUUUAGUCCACAAGAGUCCCAGAGGAAUUCCUUCAGGCUGUGGGGCAGCCUCACGCGACAGGGCAAGGUGACAGUGAGUCGGGACGGCGAGGCAGAAGGAGGAAACAAUGAGGGCAAAACCCAAGAUGGAGAGGCCAGUGACGCCGCCGGUCGUGUUUCCGAGAGUCCGGUGCAGCACCGAGUGGCAAGGAGCACCGCCCCCACCAUUAUAUCGAUGACGCCCAAACUGAGAGGAUCAGGUUCCCCCGCCAUGGGAGGGAGGCGGGAGAGGACACCGCCGCCUGAGCUCCUGCCCAGAAGGAGACAACCCUCGCCCCGUGACUCAGCUGGAGACCCGCUCUCUGUGUCGCUGCUCAAGCUACUGGCACCUUUGGGAGACUCUCCACCUAAGGAGCAGACCGACGAGCAUCCUGACAACACGCCAUCCACCAGCUCGCCGCCGCAGACUGAACCUGCAGCAAUACUGCGGCAGGGGCGGCCCCUCACUGGCGUGCUGAAGACUAGCCGCGAUCCCAGCAGGGAGGCGCGGCGCAGUCUGCGGGUGUCCUGGGGAGAUUUACCGGAGGACUUUGACGAUCACGAAGACUAUUCCACGGAAACUUCCGCGGUUCCUCCCACCGUGGAGGAGCGUGGCUACCGCGUCACGCCGCUGUGAGGCGCGGUGUGCACUAACCCGCCAGCCCCAAUGCAAGGCUUUCAACAGCGGUAAUCCAUGUUAUUUCCCGCCCAAUGAUAAACCCCUUCCUCAUCCUGGACUCCCGAGCUUGACGAAGUCUUAGAACACACACGCACACACACACACACGAAAAAUGCUAACAAAUAAACACGGGAAAACAAUCUGACAAACAUACAUAUACACACACAACAACACGUGUUACAAGUUGGCACAACUCUCUCUCUCUCUCUCUCUCUCUCUCUCUCUCUCUCUCUCUCUCUCUCUCUCUCUCUCUCUCAUGAAAACAAGUUAAAUUGAUAAAUAGACACCUCCCCAAGAAGCCAACAGCGUAGGGCCGGAAAAGUAAAAUAAAAAAGUAGCUUGUUUACAUUAUUACGCAUGGAAUGAGUCGCUUGCAAGCGGCUGCCUCUCUCUCUCUCUCUCUCUCUCUCUCUGGUAUUAACCCUCCAUGCGUUGGCUUGUGACUCACGGUGGCGGCCCGCGGCGACCCACAGGAAGCAAUGGUAUCGUCGUGUUGGUCAACAGCUGCAGCGCUCCUCUUUACCUCUCCCCGUUGGACCGACAUCAUGAACGCUACAUUUUCACGGUAUUUGGUCCAUUAUCAUUUCUGCUUUUCGUAUAUUUUUAGCCUUUUGCAAAUAAAUGAUACACUCUU
Molecule: messenger RNA, 7132 nt
Organism: Scylla paramamosain (green mud crab)
Lineage: Eukaryota; Metazoa; Arthropoda; Malacostraca; Decapoda; Portunidae
Exons: 6
Coding region: 1-6456 (2151 amino acids)
Biological process (GO): clathrin coat disassembly; clathrin-dependent endocytosis
Cellular component (GO): intracellular membrane-bounded organelle; cytoplasm; vesicle
Molecular function (GO): clathrin binding
Source: RefSeq, a predicted model, not a curated record